CACCACCACCAAACCAACAAAUGCCUUCCAAACCACCCCUCUCAAACCCCAAAAAUGCCUCCUCCUCCUCCUCAAACUCAAAACCCACCUCCUCAGCAAUCGGAGCCACCCUCCUCAUCGCCCAACAAUUCGGCUCCCGCGCCCUGACAUUCAUCGUCAACCAAAUCCUCCUCCGCUACCUCUCCCCCUCCCUCCUCGGCAUCAGCACCCAGCUCGAAGUCUACUCCAUCACCGUCCUCUUCUUCGCGCGCGAGAGCCUCCGCGUCGCCAUCCAGCGCCAAGCAGACAUCGCUGACGCCUCUCCGCGCACAGAAGAUGAAGACGAGAAGAGCAAGAUCCCCAAAGGUCACGUGGAUGCGCUGACCUCGGCGGGGAGAACGCAGGCGAUCGUGAACCUGUCGUACAUCUCCGUGUUUCUGGGAGCGGUCUUUGCUGUUGUCGUAGCGUGGCUGUAUAGCUGGAGCUUGGCGGCGGGGGAUCCGGCCGUGCUGGCGACGCCGUAUUUCCCUGCUGCGUUGAAACUGUUUGGCCUGGCGGCUCUUGGGGAGUUGUUGGCGGAGCCUUGUUAUGUUGUUGUGCAGCAUAAGUCGAGGUUUGGGGUUAGAGCCAGGACGGAGAUGAUUGCUACGGUGUUGAGGUGUCUCGUUACGUGUGGGUCUGCGAUCUGGGCUGCGAGGACGGGGAGGGAUAUUGGGGUUUUGCCUUUUGCGUUGGGACAGUGUACUUAUGCUGUCUCGUUGCUGGUCGUAUACUAUGCUAGUGUGUGGUCAAUAGCUUCAAGUAAUAACUUCUCUCUGUUUCUCAAUAAGAUAUACACAAGCAACCCCUCCUCAUACCUCCUCUCCUACUUCUCCCUCCCCCUCCUCAAGCUCACCGCAUCCUUCUUCACCCAAUCCAUCCUCAAACACCUCCUCACCCAAGGAGACACCAUCCUCAUCUCCCUCCUCACCACCCCCACCACCCAAGGAAUCUACGCCCUCGCCUCCGCCUACGGCGGCCUCAUCGCCCGCCUCCUCCUCCAACCCAUCGAAGAAACAACCCGCAACCACAUCGGCAAGCGUCUCUCGUCCCCCUCCCAACCCUCCGUCCUCGAAGUCCGCCAAACCCUACUCCUCCUCCUCAGAACCUACAUCCUGAUCUCCCUUCUCCUCGUGACCAUCGGUCCUUUGCUCGCCUCUCCCCUGCUAUCCCUCAUCGCCGGAUCCCGCUGGACGUCGAGCGGCGCGGGCCACGUGUUGGCGAUGUAUUGCUACUACAUCCCCCUCCUCGCCAUCAACGGCCUAACCGAAGCCUUCGUCUCGUCCGUCGCCACGCAACGCCAGCUCGGCGCGCAGACGCUGUGGAUGUUCGUCUUCUCGUUCGGAUUUGCGCUGGCUUCUUUCUUGUUCCUGGGAGUGUUGGAUUGGGGCGCCGAGGGACUGGUCGCUGCUAAUGGGCUGAAUAUGUUGGUGCGGAUUGUGUGGGCGUGGGGAUUCAUGGGGACGUAUUUCAGGGGGUUUGGGACGCGAUUGAGGGUUAGCGAGUUAUUGCCGAAGCCGGUGAGCUUGGCGGCUGCGGUAGGGACGUGGGGUGUGUUGGUACAGGUUGAGAAGGGGUUUAGUGGUGGAGUGAUGGAUUUGGUGAAGGGAGGUGUGGUGGCUGCUGGAUUGGUAGUUGUGGUUGCUAUUGCUGAACGAGCACAUUUUAUGGAGUGUUAUCGUGAGUUUAGAGGGCAAAAGGCUUGAAUGGACGAUCUUCGUUCUAUAGACUAUUGGCUUAGAGCUUGAAUCAUACAAUAGACUCUUCGGUCGUUCGUCAGUAUCUCAAGAUCUGAACAGCAAGGCAAGAAAAGAUUAUGCUGCAACUUUGGUUACAAGCUAUUUGAUAGCGUAAAAUUGCUAGGGGGCUAAAAGCUCAACAAAUUAGAUUGCAUAAGCGCGUCUGAGCGAUUGAUAGCUUCUCAACUAUUAUAGGACGGUAUCAGGCUGAGAGACAGUCGCAAACACGCAAUUGCCUCGAGUGUUCCCAAUACUUAUAGGUUGAGUUUAAGAAUAUUCGGUUAAUAUACUGAUAUACCGAAUGCUUGGAUCUCCUACUGAAACUCAGAUUGGGAUAUAAGUAC
This is a messenger RNA of Mollisia scopiformis, 2101 nucleotides long. Its product is annotated as Rft-1-domain-containing protein. Gene Ontology annotation, cellular component: endoplasmic reticulum membrane. Gene Ontology annotation, biological process: dolichol-linked oligosaccharide biosynthetic process; glycolipid translocation. Lineage: Eukaryota; Fungi; Ascomycota; Leotiomycetes; Helotiales; Mollisiaceae. The transcript is spliced from 3 exons. The coding region runs from base 21 to 1724 and encodes 567 amino acids. The record is from RefSeq and is a predicted model, not a curated record.